Molecule: messenger RNA, 1174 nt
Organism: Tripterygium wilfordii
Lineage: Eukaryota; Viridiplantae; Streptophyta; Magnoliopsida; Celastrales; Celastraceae
Product: mitogen-activated protein kinase kinase 9-like
Exons: 1
Coding region: 61-1008 (315 amino acids)
Biological process (GO): protein phosphorylation
Cellular component (GO): cytoplasm
Molecular function (GO): protein serine/threonine kinase activity; ATP binding
Source: RefSeq, a predicted model, not a curated record
CCCAACGGUUACCGAAUAUCUUCCUUCACCCCCACCAAAACCUCCCAAAUCCUAUCGCUGAUGGCUCUGGUCCGUGAACGCCGUCAGAUUAACCUUCGCCUACCCCUACCGGAACCCUCCGAGCGCCGUCCUCGCUUUCCCUUACCCCUCCCGCCAUCUGCCGCCUCCUCCUCCUCGGCCACCGUAAUCCCAAUCACAGACCUAGAAAAACUCAACGUCCUAGGCCACGGAAACGGCGGCACCGUCUACAAAGUCCGCCACAAGAAGACUUCAGAGAUCUACGCCCUAAAGCUCGUCCACGGUGAUUCCGACCCGACAGUCCGCCGCCAGGUCUUCCGCGAGAUGGAAAUCCUCCGCCGAACGGACUCUCCACGCAUCGUUCGCUGCGAUGGGAUCUAUGAGAAGCCCUCCGGAGAUAUAGCGAUUCUUAUGGAGUACAUGGAUUUAGGAACACUUGAUACUCUGCUUCAACGAAACGGGACCAUCACUGAGUCCGCACUCGCCGAUGUGGCGCGUCAGGUACUGAGUGGACUCAGUUACUUACACGGUCACAAAAUCAUUCACCGUGACAUCAAACCAUCGAAUCUUUUGGUGAAUAAUAAGAUGCAAGUAAAGAUUUCCGAUUUCGGAGUGAGUAAAAUCAUGUGCCGGACAUUGGAUGCCUGUAAUUCGUAUGUCGGGACUUGUGCUUACAUGAGCCCGGAGAGGUUCGACCCGGAUGCUUAUGGAGGGAACUAUAAUGGUUAUGCUGGGGAUAUAUGGAGCUUGGGUUUGACCCUGUUUGAGCUGUACGUGGGUCACUUCCCUUUUCUGCCUCCGGGUCAGAGACCCGACUGGGCGACCCUGAUGUGCGCGAUAUGUUUCGCUGAUCCACCUAGUUUGCCCGACAGUGCGUCGAUAGAGUUCCGGAGCUUUGUUGAGUGUUGCUUGCAGAAAGAGUCGAGUAAGAGGUGGACGGUGUCUCAGUUGUUAUCGCAUCCGUUUGUGAGUAAAGAUCCGAGUCUGUAAAAUGGACGAUGAUUCAACCCGGAUAGGAAUCUGGUUGCCGCAAUUUUGAAUUGUGGGUUGUGUAUACGGCCCGGAUUCGGAAUAUUGUUUUCUUCUUUUGUAUAUUCUGUCUGUAGCCUCUUUUUUCUAUUAAAAAUGAUAAAUUUUAGACGUUUAUUUCAAAUAA